Messenger RNA from Aspergillus mulundensis, 1713 nucleotides. Its product is annotated as CwfJ domain protein. Gene Ontology annotation, molecular function: RNA lariat debranching enzyme activator activity. The coding region runs from base 1 to 1713 and encodes 570 amino acids. Gene Ontology annotation, cellular component: post-mRNA release spliceosomal complex. The record is from RefSeq and is a predicted model, not a curated record. The transcript has 2 exons. Gene Ontology annotation, biological process: mRNA splicing, via spliceosome. NCBI's taxonomy places the organism in Eukaryota, Fungi, Ascomycota, Eurotiomycetes, Eurotiales, Aspergillaceae.
AUGGCGUCAAAGAUAGUCGUCAUUGGCGACGUCAACUGCGAACUGCAGGAAGUCUUCACUAAGCUUGCAAAGCUUCAUGUCAAGCAGAGCUUCUCCUUUGCCAUCAUUACAGGGGACUUGUUUGGCGAUUGCUCCUCAGAACAUGAGCUCCAGCAGAUGACAGCCCUACUACAGGGCAACAUCGCGGUCCCGCUUCCGACAUACUUCUCUUUGGGGAGCAAGGCUCUUCCGGCUCGAGUCAUUGAGCAAAUCGAAGCCAAUGAUGAAGUCUGUCCCAACCUUUACUUCCUAGGGAAGCGCGGCACAUUGAAGACCUCGGAAGGUAUCCGCAUUGUCGCUCUAGGUGGAAAUCUGGUGGAUGGCAGUGCUUCAGGCACCAAGUACCACCCAUCUUACACCGAGUCCGAGGCCAGGACACUCCUCGGCGCGCACCAUGCCGACAUUCUUCUCACCCACCAGUGGCCCAAGGGCAUCCAAACCGGCUCCAAAGUAGAGCUCCCAGAGGGCGCCACGCCACCCCAGGAAACCCAAGUUAUUUCAGACAUCUGCUCGGCUCUCAAACCGCGCUACCACCUCUCAUCAACAGACGGGUUCUUCUACGAGCGCGAACCCUUCUUCCACCUCCCCACGGAAGACAGCCCAGACGCCAAACCACUCACCCGCUUCAUCAGCCUGGCCUCAUAUAUCAGCAGCAAGACCUCCAAAGCAAAAUGGAUGUACGCCUUCACACUCGACCCCAACGCGCCACCCGCACUCACUAUCCCCGUCGGCGCAACCGCAAUACCCUUCCGCUUUGCCCCCGCCAAACGCAAACCCCUCCCCGACCAAAACACCUCCUACAGCCGCUUCGCACCAACAGACGACCAUCACCACCACCACAAGCGCCGCAAGGGCGCGCGCGCCCCUCCCCCAGGGCCCGACCAAUGCUUCUUCUGCCUCUCGAACCCCAACAUCGCAACCCACCUCAUCACCUCCAUCGGCACGGAAGCCUACCUCACAACAGCAAAAGGACCCCUCCCCACCUCCAAAACAUUCGCCCCCUCCCUCAACUUCCCAGGCCACAUGCUCAUCAUCCCAUUCAACCACACUCCCACACUAAACAGCAUAACCGACACCCCCAGCCGCCACGCCGCGUGGACCGAGAUGCAUCAGUACCGCACAGCGCUACACUCCAUGCUGCAAAGUAAAUCAAAGGGCGCCCUCGGCGCCGUCACCUGGGAAGUCUCCCGCUCAAAUGGCAUCCACGUGCACUGGCAAUUCCUGCCCGUGCCGACAGACCUAAUAAAGCGCGGUCUCGUCGACGCAGCAUUCAAAGUCGAGGCCGAGAACCUGAAGUAUCCCAAAUUCGAAGCGCCGACAUCAUCUUCCUCGAAAUUACCAUCUGCGUCUGAAUCGGAAGACGGCUCCGGCGCGGACCCCAGCGCCGAACCGGGCGAUUUCUUCCGUCUUUGGAUUUGGGAUCCGCCUGCUUCUGCUGAGGCUGGAUCAGAUCAAGGUGCCGAGGGCACAGGAACUGAGAAGACACUCUUACUUCCAUUGGGAGACGACUUCCGCUUCGACCUGCAAUUCGGCCGCAGUGUGAUGGCGAAACUCAUGCAGCUGGAGAAACGGAUUAACUGGAAGGAUGAUGUGCAGUCGCAGGAGGACGAGGAGGCCGAUGCGGCGGCGUUCAAGGAAGCAUUUAAGGAGUUCGAUUUUACGUUGGAGGACUAG